AUCAAUUUUCUGAUGCUUCUAUCCACUUUCAAACGACAUCUACCAAUCAGGCGUCUCUUCUCAUCAAAUAAAUUUGAUCUGAUUGUAAUUGGAGCAGGAUCUGGAGGACUUUCUUGUUCUAAAAGAGCAGCUGAUCUUGGAGCAAACGUGGCAUUAAUUGAUGCAGUUGAGCCAACUCCACAUGGACAUUCAUGGGGAAUCGGAGGAACUUGUGCAAAUGUCGGAUGCAUUCCUAAAAAGUUAAUGCACCAAGCAGCAAUCGUCGGGAAAGAGCUAAAACACGCAGACAAAUAUGGCUGGAAUGGCAUAGAUCAAGAGAAAAUCAAACAUGAUUGGAAUGUGUUGUCAAAGAAUGUGAAUGAUCGAGUAAAAGCAAACAAUUGGAUUUAUAGAGUUCAAUUAAAUCAGAAAAAAAUCAAUUACUUCAAUGCCUAUGCCGAGUUUGUGGAUAAAGACAAGAUUGUGAUAACUGGUACAGACAAAAAUAAAACCAAGAAUUUUCUUUCCGCACCGAAUGUAGUCAUCUCAACAGGACUCCGUCCCAAAUAUCCAAAUAUUCCUGGUGCUGAACUUGGAAUCACUUCAGACGAUCUUUUUACACUGGCAUCAGUUCCCGGAAAAACUUUGAUUGUUGGUGGAGGAUAUGUUGCAUUGGAAUGUGCUGGAUUUCUUUCUGCAUUCAAUCAAAAUGUUGAAGUUCUUGUGAGAUCAAUUCCUUUGAAGGGUUUUGAUAGAGAUUGUGUGCAUUUUGUCAUGGAGCAUCUGAAAACAACUGGAGUGAAAGUUAAGGAACACGUGGAAGUAGAACGUGUAGAAGCAGUUGGCAGUAAGAAGAAGGUUACAUUCACUGGAAAUGGUGGUGUUGAAGAAUAUGAUACAGUUAUUUGGGCGGCUGGUAGAGUUCCAAAUUUGAAAAGUUUGAAUUUGGAUAAUGCUGGAGUGAGGACUGAUAAGAGAUCUGGGAAGAUUCUAGCAGAUGAAUUUGAUAGAGCUUCCUGUAAUGGUGUAUAUGCCGUUGGAGAUAUUGUUCAGGAUCGCCAAGAGCUCACGCCACUUGCUAUUCAAUCCGGAAAACUUCUAGCUGAUCGUCUUUUUUCAAAUUCCAAACAAAUAGUUCGAUUCGAUGGAGUUGCCACUACAGUAUUCACGCCUCUUGAACUCUCAACCGUCGGGUUAACUGAGGAAGAAGCCAUUCAGAAACAUGGAGAAGAUUCGAUCGAAGUGUUUCAUUCUCAUUUUACUCCGUUUGAGUAUGUUGUGCCACAGAAUAAGGAUAGCGGUUUUUGUUAUGUGAAAGCCGUGUGUACAAGAGAUGAAUCGCAGAAAAUUCUUGGUCUUCAUUUUGUUGGACCAAAUGCCGCAGAAGUAAUUCAAGGCUACGCAGUAGCAUUCCGUGUUGGAAUUUCAAUGUCUGAUCUUCAAAACACAAUUGCCAUUCAUCCAUGUUCUUCUGAAGAGUUCGUGAAGCUUCACAUUACAAAACGAUCUGGACAAGACCCAAGAACUCAGGGAUGCUGUGGAUAAUUCAAAAAGUUUAUUGACAAAUCAUUCAGUUUAUUUAUCAAAGUUAAUUUACAUCCUAUUAUCCUGGAUACUAGUAAUUAUAAUUAAACAUAAUAAAUAGUACAAA
Messenger RNA from Caenorhabditis elegans, 1630 nucleotides. RefSeq names its product putative glutathione reductase 2 (gene trxr-2). Gene Ontology annotation, molecular function: oxidoreductase activity, acting on a sulfur group of donors, NAD(P) as acceptor; oxidoreductase activity; disulfide oxidoreductase activity. The transcript is spliced from 6 exons. Gene Ontology annotation, cellular component: mitochondrion; cytoplasm. Lineage: Eukaryota; Metazoa; Nematoda; Chromadorea; Rhabditida; Rhabditidae. The record is from RefSeq and is marked reviewed. The coding region runs from base 13 to 1524 and encodes 503 amino acids. Gene Ontology annotation, biological process: cellular oxidant detoxification; cell redox homeostasis.